Macrobrachium nipponense is the source of this 1336-nucleotide messenger RNA. Its product is annotated as protein fuzzy homolog. NCBI's taxonomy places the organism in Eukaryota, Metazoa, Arthropoda, Malacostraca, Decapoda, Palaemonidae. The record is from RefSeq and is a predicted model, not a curated record. Gene Ontology annotation, biological process: non-motile cilium assembly; vesicle-mediated transport.
UAUAGAGUCAAUAACAGUAGUAACUAAGAACUCGCAGCAUCUCAUAUGACAUAUUUGUAAUUGAUAUAUAAUAAAUGAAAAUUAUCAGAACUGUUACUAUAUUUUAUAAUGAAAGCACUGAAUACAAUGCAAUUAAUAGUACCGAUUUGUGCCAGAAAACCAAGAUGCAAAAUCUGCGAUGCUUAACAUUUUGUAUAACAAAUAUGUAACAGGUGAUUACAUAUAAAAGAGAAUGUAAAAAAUGGCGCAUAGCUUAUUUAUCUGCGAAAAGUAUUGUGUCUGGGUGGCUGAAAGGUAGAGGAAUUGAUAUAUAUAUAAUACCAAAAGUCACAGAAAAGUUUGAUAAACUUGAAAGUUUAGCCGGAAUAUAUUGGUAUGUUCUUGUCAUAUGGACACAAAAUGAGAGAUCAAUGUUCUUGUCAGACUACUUGAAGCAAGGGUAAAAGUUGAAUCAGUACAAAGUUCACUGAAAGAAAAGCGCAAAGGUACUAUAUAGUACCUGGGCCUAUAAUAUCUUCAGGAAAGAAGAGAGUGGAAGAGAUAUAGGACUGAAUGGAGCCAUAUAUAUGAAAGGAAUGUUGAGAACAUGUUACCAUCCACCAAUUUUUUCGUCUUAGAACUGUGGCGGUUAAAGGGGAUUAAUUUUAUAAGUGUGGUGAAAUAUGAUCGUCUAUAUAGUUUGUGAAAAAUAUAUAUUUUGAAACAUUAUUAUUUAGUAGUAAGAACUGUAUCUACUGGCGAUUUAUGUUUUUAUCAGUUGAAUUACUGGAAAGGGGGCGUGUCCUUUCAAGAAAAAGUAAGAAGAAGAAAUCGACUUACGACAAGAAAAACAAAAAAAAGGUCAAUCUCAGAAGUAAACAAUAUGGCGUCGUGUACCCUUAUAGGGUUGUAUGUCAGUAGUGGAGUGCCUUUAUUUGUAAGGCACACUGGACCAGGAAAACCGCCAGCAUAUGCAUUAAUUGGCUCUUUGAAUGGUGUGCAUGUAUUUGGAGAGAGCCAUGGUGUGACUUUAUGUACAACUAGAACACGUAGUUCAUCUUUGACUUGGAAGACUUACCAUGACAGCAUAAGACUGAUUAUGAUAAGAGGGAUAGAUUGUGUUGGAGACAGUUGUGAUGGCACUCUUCUUGACUUGAUGUUUUCAUCGUUAGUCCUUCUUCUGGGAUUGGAUGCCUUAACCACAGCUUCAAAUGUAGAGAGAUUGAAGAGAGAUUUAAGGCCAUGUUAUCCGGUACUAGAUGAACUUUUAUCAAGAUCUAUAGGUGAAGAUCAAGGAUUUUCACAUCUAACUGGAUGUGCAGAAUGCCUGUUACCUUCAGAACAGCAUACCUUACAG